Bursaphelenchus okinawaensis is the source of this 1314-nucleotide messenger RNA. Lineage: Eukaryota; Metazoa; Nematoda; Chromadorea; Rhabditida; Aphelenchoididae. The record is from the annotation of a GenBank genome assembly.
AUGAAGUUUAUGGUCAACUCAAUCAUGGGGUUUCAGAUGAAAAAGUUGUUGAUAACGUCAGGUAUUUCUGGAGCAUCGUUCAUAUGCGGUACCCAGUUUGAUUCCGACUACUUGAAGUUGUUUGCCAGAGAAGGUCAUGCAGCUACAGCAUUGGUGACACCUCCUCUUUCUUCAGUAUCAUCUGAACUGAAUACAGCGAUCGAAUUGAAGACGGCCGAACCCUGGAAAGCACCUUCUAGGUCUAGUGAGAUCAUGAAGUUUGGCUACCCUGGGUACGACAACCUUCGAACAUACGACGACUUUGUGUUGUCAUAUGAUCGCCGUACAAGGACGGCACAUUGGGUACAAGAACAUCUCACACCUGACAGAAUGACGUACGAUCCGUCAGUAGAUAGGUCAAAGUGUGCGUUUAUGCCUGAUGAAACAAUACAUCCUUACUUCAGAUCACUGAACGACGACUACUUUGUAAGUUAUAUUAGUUUGAUGUUAUAUUAUACCAACUGAACCAUCUGAGAAACAACUAAUAAUUACAAAUUCAGAGAUCCGGCUAUGACAGAGGGCAUUUAGCGCCAGCCGGCAACCAUCGAAGGACUCAAAAUGCGAUCAACCAGACCUUCUUUUUGACCAACAUGUCACCUCAAGUAGGCAAAGGAUUCAACCGCGACAAAUGGAACGAUGUGGAAAGGCACGUUAGAAGAUUGGCCAGGAAAAAUCCGAAUGUUUACAUUGUAACUGGUCCCUUAUAUCUUCCGAAACAAGAAGCUGACGGAAGUUUGUAUGUCAAGUACAAGGUAAGAGGGCCCUUACUGUCGUAUGUAACAAUCCGAAAAAACAAGUUUGUUAAUUUUUAUUUAAAUUUGUUUAAAAAAUUUUUAUAUUACCUUGUAUAAAAUUGUAUGUAUAUAUAAUCAAAUAUUUGCAGGUAAUUGGCAAGAAUCAUGUCGCCGUACCUACCCACUUUUUUAAAGUGGCGCUAAUAGAGUCAGCGCCAGAAAAAUACGAACUUGAAUGCUAUCUACUGCCUAAUGAGGUAAGCAAGACCAUUUUAACCACAACAUCUAAAAGUUUAAAAACGCUUUAUAAAACUUUAAACAAUACCGGUAUUAGCUAAGACAUACGCCUAAACUUAAAGAACAGAUUACCACCUUCAGUUUCAAAUCUUACAAACUUCAGGCAAUACCAGACGAAAAACCAAUCUCAGACUUCUUGGUACCUUUAGAAUCGAUAGAACGCGCAGCCGGUAUCUUAAUCUUCGAAAGGCUGAGCAAAGACAAGAUCAUAAAAAUCAAUGGAAAGAAAAACGGUUGGUUCUAA